AGCCCCGCCCACUCUGAACUUCUGUCUCGUGCUAAUCGACCUUUUAGUUUGGAUUGCACGCGUAUUUUAGUCAAACAUAAACUGUAAUCUGUGACAAAAUGACAAGGUUGUUCUUUAAUUCACAUUCGUAUUCUGCGAACAGAGCCAGUUCUGUCGUGCGUGUUUAAUAUGUCAGCCGUAGGGUCAGUUACUGCUUUAGCAGUGGGUGAAAUGAGCUCAAAGUGCAAGCUGUGAUUCAUCAGAGAGUCCUUCAGUCAAUGCGUCUGUUUGCCGCACUGAUACCGAGCAGGCCUUCUCUCGCAGCGGCUCUGUGUGCUCUGAGAUCGAGGGCAGAGCGAGCACACACCAGGAUGUCAUCGUCGUCAUCACUUCCUGUGGCGGCCGUUUGUCAGAUGACCGCCACCCCUGACAAAGAGGCCAACUUCAGCGCAGGCUCGCGAUUGGUGGAGCAGGCCAAAGAGGGCGGGGCCUGUAUGGUGUUCCUGCCGGAGGGCUUGGAUUACAUCGGCUCGAGCCGCGACGAGACGCUGCAUCUGUCUGAGACUGGAGGUGACAUUAUCAGCCGCUACGCUCACCUGGCCAGGAAGCUGGACGUGUGGCUGUCUCUGGGGGGAUUUCACGAGAGAGGACACGACUGGGAAACAGACCGCCGCAUUUAUAACAGCCAUGUCAUCAUUAACGGACAAGGCGAGCUGGUGUCUGUGUACAGGAAAGCUCAUUUGUUUGAUGUGGAGUUGACGAGUAAAGGAGUGUCUCUGAAGGAAAGUGCUUUCACCAUUCCCGGACCUCGACUGGUGCCUCCCGUCCAGACGCCCAUCGGAAAGGUUGGUCUUGGCGUCUGCUAUGAUCUGCGUUUUCCUGAGCUGUCCUCAGCGCUGCAGAGACACGGAGCAGAGAUCCUCACUUACCCAUCAGCCUUCACCGUGGCCACAGGAACAGCUCACUGGGAGGUUCUCCUGCGGGCGCGGGCCAUCGAGACGCAGUGUUUUGUUCUGGCGGCGGCGCAGGUCGGAGCUCAUCACGCGAAGCGGACGUCGUUCGGACACGCGCUGGCCGUGGACCCGUGGGGUGAAGUGAUCGGGGACUGUGGCGGCUCAGACGCGGGUUUAACGCUGGUGCAGAUCGACCUGCAGAGACUACGGGACGUCCGGAGGGACAUGCCUGUGCAGCGGCAUCGCAGAGACGACCGCUUCUACUGCAGCCUGGACUGAGCUCCCUCUUUUUAUUAUAAAAGGAACAAUGAACAUUAAAGGGUUAGUUCAGAAAAUACUUUGAACAGACAGAAAACAAUAUAUUUUCAAAAAUUUUCGGGGAAUAGAAUGUUGUAUAUAAUCAAGCAAAUUAUAAAUCAAUAAAUCCCUCUGUAAAAACCUUCAGGGUACAGACAGGAAUACAAAUGUGAAGUUUGGUGUGUGUAAGUGCUGCUGAAGUGGAGAAGUGGAGGAGAAAAAAACUCAUUUUGAGAAAACGCCUUUAAAAAUAUGUAUUGUAAUUGAAGUCUAUUGACACAAAUAGAUAAAGUGUUAUAAAAGAAGCACUUAGCAGUGUCUUUUGGAUGAUUUCUUUCCACUAAAACACUUGACAGGUGCAUGAAAAACUGCCUGCAGUGUCUCCCCUUAAUUAACAUGAGCCACAAAUACAUGAAGAACAAACAUAAAAGACUUUACAUAUAAAAACCAGAAGCAAGCAAGAAACCACUACUUCAAAUUAAGAAGUAACCACCCUUUUAUCGAUGAUGAUUACAACACAUUUAUAAAUAUAAUAUAUUUUCUGUGUUAGAAACAAUAUGUAAUGAUGCCUUCUGUGCAUUUAAUGCAUGACUCUGAACUGCUUCUUAAUAAAUUUGACCCAAGUUGGAUCAGAAAUGUCAAGCGUUUCUUUAGUUGUAGUUAGACACAGACAGUCUUGGAUAACCGACUCUGAAAGGCAGGAUUGUUUUAUGAGCAGCGACACCUGGAACAAACAUUUAAUGAUGUUUGUGUCUCAUGCCUUCGUCGGUAAGUUUUCAGAGACAAAUAACUCGAAAACUAACUUUAAGCAAUGAAUACAGGACUAGAUGAACUUGAAAUCCUGAUGUUGAAACUACCCCUUUGCUUUUUAAAGCUCAUUUCUGUAUUAUUAUUAUAGUAUAUUUAAAUUUUUUACCUUUAUUAAAAUGCAUCAUUCUUAUUAUA
Molecule: messenger RNA, 2174 nt
Organism: Onychostoma macrolepis
Lineage: Eukaryota; Metazoa; Chordata; Actinopteri; Cypriniformes; Cyprinidae
Gene: nit1
Product: nitrilase 1
Molecular function (GO): hydrolase activity, acting on carbon-nitrogen (but not peptide) bonds, in linear amides
Source: RefSeq, a predicted model, not a curated record